AUGAUGAAGAUUCCAAACGAAUACACAAAGAUAGCGAAAGAAGAUCCUACUGAGAUAAUCCACAGAAGAGCUCAGCUUCUGAUCCACAAGAUUCUCCAACGAUCUGACCCAGAUAUAUCAAGACAGAAACAGAAGAGAACUUCUACGGUCAAAACGCCGUUGUUUAGAGUGGUGGGAAUAAGAAUGAAGAUUGGGAAGAAGCUGAGGAAGCUAAGGAAGGGUUGUGUAAUGGCAGACAAACAACAUGGAGAUCUUGUGCAACGUGUUCUCAAAUCUCUUAAACGUUAUUUCUUAUGUUCCUCUUCUCGAAACGUCUCUGAUCUUCCUCUAUUCGCUCUUCAUGUUUGA
This is a messenger RNA of Microthlaspi erraticum, 348 nucleotides long. The record is from the annotation of a GenBank genome assembly. NCBI's taxonomy places the organism in Eukaryota, Viridiplantae, Streptophyta, Magnoliopsida, Brassicales, Brassicaceae.